Messenger RNA from Paramecium pentaurelia, 744 nucleotides. Lineage: Eukaryota; Ciliophora; Oligohymenophorea; Peniculida; Parameciidae. The record is from the annotation of a GenBank genome assembly.
AUGUGGAAAACAAUAACUUUAUUUAUACUAUUCGUCACAAUAAAUGGAUAAUGCAGCUGUAGUAAAUUCACAGAUUAAUCAUCCUGUUUUGCUUAUGGCUAUUGUCUAUUUGUAAAUGGAGUUUGUUCAGAAUAAAAAUGCGAAGCCAUUCCAUAUCAAGAGAAGUGUAAAUCACCUCUCUGUUUAUGGAAAGAUGAUAAAUGUUCUACGUUCAAAGCAUAUGAAGAAACAUGUCAGGCAUUAUUACCUUAAUAAUGCACUUAAUAUUAAGGUUGUUAUUAUGAUUACACAAAUUUAAAAUGUUCAAUUAAUAAAGAUUGCUCAUCCCUUAAAAUUGAUUAAUGCAAUGGGAAGUUAUAAAAUGGUAAUUCUUGUGUUGCAGAUCCAUUCAAUAAUAGAUGUUAAGAAAUGACUGAUUGUAAAUCCUUAACUACAGAAUUUAUGUGUUUAAGCCAAUUCCCUUAAUGUAAAUAUGUGGAUUCAACAUGUUAACCAUAAGUAUGUACAGAUAUUAAGGUAUUUUCAUUUUAAUAUUAAAAAUAGGACAAUAUUUCUUGUACUUUUAUUGAUGAAUGCUAAUGGAAUCAUGAUAAAUGUCAAUAUAAAAACUGUUAAAGCAUUGCUUUUGGAUAUUUAUGUAAUGGAAAUACUUGUGGAUUUGAUAAGAAUAAAUGCUUUGCCUGUUUUGAACAAUAUAGUUAUCAAUUGUUUGUAGGUUUGAUAUCAUUAUUAUUUAUAUUAUGA